AUGGUUGACUCAAUAGGAAAGAAAAUAGUUGCUUUGGUAAGUAUAUUUGCUGCAGUCUAUGCAGUAUUUUCCCUUUUCGGUCCUCCUUCUCCAGAGCAAAAUAUAAGGAAAUCAUAUUUUCGAGCUGACUUUAAUCGGAAUACCACGAAUGAUUCUGAAUUUGAAAAGAAUUAUACUUCACAGUUUGUACCGAAGUAUUUGACUGAGCUUUAUAAAGGAGAUUGGAAAGUGAGAGAAGAAAAUGCAGUUUUAAGUGGCAUGACGAGUACAGAAGGUAUUGUAUAUUUCCACAUUGGAAAGGAUGAUUCGAAAGAAAUCAAAGAAUAUAAGAUAUAUCUUUUUGAUGGGAUCUGGGAAAGCAAUAGCUUAUAUAAGCUUACCUUUCACAAAGCAAAAUUCGACACAGACAAGAAAUCUCUAACUAUGAGCGAAAAAAAUUUUUUUUGUUCGCUCACCGAGGUGUUUAACUUUUUCUUUUUUAAAAUUUAUAAUAAAUUUUAUUGGAUUUUUUUUUCAAAAUUCAAAAUAAAUCCAAUUUUUAAAAAUUAGAAGUGAAAAUUAAUUUAAUUUGCAAAAUUUAUGUUUUAAAUAUCAAGCUGUUUAAAAUAAAACAGAAUUAGCUAGAGAUUUCAUUAUAAUAAUUAUCACUUAUAUAUCAAAGUUUUUUUUUCAUAAGAAAUUUUUAUAUUAGAAAAAUUUUUGUUCGCUCACUAAGGGUGGAUUUUUUGGGAUUUUUCCAAUGGUUUUGUUCGCUCACAGAGGGGGGAGUAAGCAGUGACUCGUGCGUUAUAAAAACCGACCAAAAAGACAUCGAGCUUACCAAAUGUGCCUGUGAAAGCUCAUUCGAGUUCUCAACAGAUAAAAACAAUUUAUUCAAAAUUCGUGGAACAGUGAGAAGUGAAGAGUGCGGACUUGAUAUAAAAUUAUCAUUACAUGAAUUUACCAGCUCAGAAAAGCAGGAGCCAGUCGUGACUUAUAGUUUCAUUAUUUCUUGCGGGUCAGUAUUUUUGAUUUUUUGCUUCGCUAGGCACACUCAAGACUGUGUGUCUGAAAAUGUAGCCAAGAAGACUUCUCUGUGAAUGUUGGGGAUGCAGGCGACGAUUGAUUUGUUCUUUUGCUUGUAUCAUUGUCACAUGGCAGUGACUUAUGAAGUUUCUUUUGAUUAUUUAAUGCUAGCAUCUUUUUGGUGUUUUGCAGUUUUUAUGAUAAUACAAGGAAGGCUGACUUUAUUGGUCUGGAAGGCCCAGAAUCCAGAUUUGUACGCAGAAGGAUUGGAAAAUUUUAGAAGGCACUACAGUGGGUUCCAGACCAAAUUUUUACUGAUGAUAAUAUCAUCUGUAAUAGUUGCAGUGAUUUUUGAUUUCUUGUUUUACUAUUGGGUUCUCCUUAUCCACAGCUUUUUCAUUCCUCAAAUAAUUCUCAACGCAAAGCAUGGAUACAAAUAUUCCAUCAAAACCCCUAUUUUGGCUAUAAUGUUCAUCUCAAGGCUAAGCAUUGUUUUAUAUUUCUUUGGGUGUCCAGCCAACUUUUUAGCUAUUUCUCCAAAUUUGGAACUCUGCGCAAUCAUCACUGGCUAUUUAUCCUUGCAAUUAGCUAUUCUUCUUACUCCCCCCCCCCCCUCCGUGAGCGAACAAAACCAUUAGAAAAAUCGCCAUUUUUUGACCAAAAACCCACCCUCCGUGAGUGAACAAAAAUUAUUUUAAUAGAAAAAAUUUUUAAUGGAAAAAAAUUUUGAUAUAUAAGUGAUAAUUAGUAUAAUGAAAUCUAGAGCUAAUUCUGUUUAAUUUUAAACAAAUUGCGUUUUAAAAAAACAUAAAUUUUGCAAAUUAAAUUAAUAUUUGCUUCCCAAUUUUUGCAAAUUAGGAUUUUUUUAAAUUUCGAAAAAAAUAUUUUUUAUAAAAUUUAUAUAUAUAAAUUUUUUUUAAAAAAAAAAAUUAACCCCCCUCCGUGAGCGAACAAAAUUUUUUUGUUCGCUCACGGAGGGGGGGGGGGGGAGUUAUGCAAAAUACUAAAAUAGGGCCUCGUUUCUUUGUACCAAGGUUUUUACGGCCCAAAAUAUACAGCUACUAUAGAAGUCUGGAAGAAGAAAAAGAAAUUGAAGAAAACACUGACUGCAUCAUCUGUAUGACUCCACUGAAUCUACAAGGAAAAGACCUUGAAGGAACCGUGAAUAGGUCAAAAACCAUGCAUACUCCAUGUGGACAUAAAUUCCAUGAAGACUGUUUGAUGAACUGGAUGGUGAUCAAGAUGGAAUGUCCUACUUGUCGAGCUGUUCUCCCUGUACUUGAAGAAUAA
Molecule: messenger RNA, 2295 nt
Organism: Blepharisma stoltei
Lineage: Eukaryota; Ciliophora; Heterotrichea; Heterotrichida; Blepharismidae
Source: the annotation of a GenBank genome assembly